GUCUGCGACUCCAACCGGGUAGCAUGGCCAGAUAACCUUCUAGUCACAAUUUAACUAAUUUAUAAGUCUGGAUCUGAAAAACCGGUAACAGUUAAUAGUAAAGUGUUAAAUCUGGUUUUUGUUAAUAAUGGCUUCGCUACCGAAUGGACACACCGCGAAGAAAUUGGAUAUCGUCGUUGUCGGUGGCGGUUUGGUGGGGUCUUUAGAAGCAUUGUAUCUUGCCAAAAGGGGACACAGGGUACGGCUUUAUGAAUAUCGUGAAGAUAUUAGGGAAACUCCGCAAGCUCGUGGGAGGUCCAUAAAUUUGGCGCUGUCUAUACGUGGCAGGAGAGCGCUUAAGGAUGUUGGUCUAGAACAGCACAUGAUCGAAAACCAUGGAAUCCCCAUGGUGGGAAGGAUGAUCCACAAACUAGAUGGAACCACGUAUGCGAUACCGUACGAUGCGAGGACGAACCAGUGCAUUUAUUCAGUCGGGAGAAAUUAUCUCAAUGGCAUGCUAUUGAAAGAAUCAGAGAAUUAUGAGAAUGUUGAGAGAUAUUUCAAUCACAAACUCAUUGAAGCAAAUUUGAAAAAAGGCUCAUUAACAUUUACAAAGACAGAUACCAAAGAGGAGGUGAAAGUAAACGCUGAUUUGGUUAUCGGCGCUGAUGGAGCGUUUUCCGCAGUUCGCAAAGCGAUGAUGAAACAACCUCUAUUCGACUACAGCCAGAAGUACAUAGAACAUGGUUAUUUGGAACUGUGUAUACCAUCUAACGCGAAUGGCGGGUUUCAGAUGCCAGCUAAUUAUUUGCAUAUCUGGCCAAGAGGUACAUUCAUGAUGAUUGCGCUGCCAAAUCAAGACUGUUCGUGGACAGUGACGCUGUUCAUGCCAUUUACCAAUUUCAAAAAACUAGACUCGAAGGAGAAACUUCUACAAUUUUUCGAGAAAUAUUUCCCUGACUCAAUUCCGCUUAUCGGGAAGAAGAAAUUGAUCGAGGACUUUUUCAGCGGUUCACCUUCGCCUUUGGUAUCUGUAAAGUGCCGCCCUUACAAUGUAGACGAUAAAGCGUUGAUUAUCGGGGAUGCUGCUCACGCCGUGGUCCCGUUCUAUGGUCAAGGAAUGAAUGCUGGCUUUGAAGACUGCACCCUCUUGGACCAGCUCAUGCAGAAAUACAAAGAUGAUCUACCACGAGUCCUCGAAGAGUUCUCGGAUACGAGAUGGAAGGAUACGUAUGCGAUCAGCGACUUGGCGAUGUACAAUUACGUAGAGAUGAGGGAUCUAGUAACCCGCCCGUCAUACAGAAUUCGUAAGGCUUUCGACGACCUCAUAUUUUGGGCGUUCCCUAACUUUUGGGUGCCGCUUUACAACUCUGUGACCUUCACCACAAUGCCUUACAGCAAGUGCGUCGAGAACAGACGUUGGCAAAAUAAGGUUUUAUUCUCUGUGAUCGUAGCUUUUAUGAUAUUCACUAUGUUUGGUUUGUUUUAUGUGAGGAAUUAAAUUGCUACGUGUGCCCGAUACGUAUCUUUGAUUGUUCAUUAAAGUAAAUGUGGAAACGCUAUUAAGUUUCGAAGCAUUUUAUAAUGCAGUUGUUUAUUUUUCUGUUAUUUUUUUUGUUGUUUUUUUUUUAGUGCAAAUUAUCAAUAUUGUUUUUGUAAUUUAUUUUCAAUUCACA
Molecule: messenger RNA, 1655 nt
Organism: Chilo suppressalis (striped riceborer)
Lineage: Eukaryota; Metazoa; Arthropoda; Insecta; Lepidoptera; Crambidae
Source: the annotation of a GenBank genome assembly